CAAGGGACCACCUUGCCGUGGUGGGGGGGCUUAAGGAAGGCUUGAACAAAUUGUCAUUAACAUCUUGACCAUACCCUACCUCGUUGAAGUAGCAGGCACAAAUACCAUACAAAGACACCAACACCUAGACACACCUUUCCAACCAACGGUCCCGACAACCCGUUCAAUAUGGAGACACGAUCAAUGAAGAAACGUAAAGGGCCGCUUCCCGGGGGCAAUCGCCGGGGCACACCUGGAGCUGGCGCUGGGUGUUUCAGCAUGCGAACCGCCAGCGGUGAGGAGCUGAACAGGCGGGCUCCCACCGGGUCAUCCGAAAAUGCUACAGCCGAUGCUGACAGACUGACUGACAGGACAACUUCAACAGAACCCUAUAGUCCAAGUACCAUCUCAUAUACACCAUCAAUUCCCUCCUCACCCCUUUCAAACAGAGAUUCACCCACACCGACCUUGGAUGUUGCGCGGGAGGCAAGUGCCUUUUUACCCACGUCCACCAAAGCCGGUAAACCGAGAGUGCGCAUGAAAUGGAGUAAAGAAGUAAACCUAUUUAUCAUGCGCACCUACUACUACAUCACUAAAUUAGAGACCGACCUAACCACCUACAGAAAACAAUUGCACGAACUUUUUUUACGAAAAUAUCCGGAAUUAAACGUCACAGAACAGAGAAUCGCAGAUCAAAGAAGAGCAAUAGUAAAAAACAACCUUUUAAAUCAGGAAACUUUAAAUAUAAUUAAAGAAGAAAUAAAGUCACAACUAGAAACAGAAAAUGAAAAUCAAAUCUAUAUUAAUAGUAAUGUAUCAACAAACGAUGAUAUUCAAUGUUCUUCUACUCACCCAAAACCCAACACAAGGCACACUUCGCCAUCAAACAUGUUCACAUAUAAUACUCAGUCAACAUGCACAUUUUCUAAUAACACUCAGACAUCCCACAUGUCAACACAGACUGAAUUUGUUACUAUAAUGAUGGAUAACGACAUUGAUACGGUAUUAGACCAUAACCUAGGAACGAACACUCAAAUAGAAGAAAUCUGUGACAAAUUCAGGACAGCACUAACACAAUAUUCAGGAAUGGACCCACGAGUCCGACCAAAAUUACCUAAACUUAGAUACAGUUCUCACCUAUUUCAGCUAGUCAAUAUGUUUAAUCAAGAUAUUCUGUUCCAAUUUAUUUCCGACGACACAAAACUAACCGACAUACAUACAAUAGUGUAUUGCGUAGCCUUAGUUAUCUCCGAAGAACUUAACUAUAAGGUCACAGAAAAUAUUAGAAGCACAAGGCCCAAAGACUGUAAUAAACCACCAUGGCAAAUAAGAUUAGAAAAUGACAUAGAAAAACUCAGAGCAGACUGUGGGCGAGUCACACAGUACAUAAAUAACAAUAGAUCCCGUAAAAUCAUUAAGCAUGUCAAAAGAAUAUUUGAAACAAGAAACACACACACUAAACACGAAAAUAGGAAUACAAAACCGGAAGAGUUCUUAGACACUUUAAAACAAAAGUUAGCACUAAAAGUUCAUAGACUUAAAAGAUACAAAAAGGCACAGCAAAGGAAAAACGAUAACACAAUGUUUAGCACAAAUGAAAAAACUUUCUACAGAAACUUACACAAACCAAAAAUAGACACAGAUACAGUAAACAGUCCUAUUAUGCCCACACAAAUACAACUGGAAACUUUUUGGUCAGGCAUCUGGGAACAACAAGUACAUCACAAUGAUAAAGCCGAUUGGAUAACCGAAGAAGAAAAUAAAUGGAAUUCGAUUGAAGAAAUGGAAUUCACAGAAAUAACUGAGACAGAAAUAAAUAACAUUACAGCUAGAUUGCAUAACUGGAAAUCACCAGGAAUAGAUAAAAUUCAUAACUUUUGGUUCAAAAAAUUAUUUUCUUUACAUAAGAUCAUUGCUAAAAAUUUUACAGAUAUCAUUAUUGGUAAACAAAAAAUUCCAGAUUUCAUUGCCACUGGAAUAACCUAUAUGCUGCCUAAAUCACAGAUUUCUCCACAACCUUCACAAUACCGACCUAUUACAUGCCUACCAACUAUAUACAAAAUCUUAACAUCAGCAAUAACAACAAAAAUCAAUAAACAUGUUGAACAAUAUAAUAUAAUAGCGGAAGAACAAAAAGGAUGCAGGCGAGGCCACAUGGGAUGUAAGGAACAGCUAAUAAUUGAUUCUACUAUUCACAAACAUGCGACUUCAAAAAAUAGAAACCUACAUUGCACAUAUAUAGAUUAUAAAAAAGCUUUUGACAGUAUCCCACAUUCUUGGCUAAUUAAAAUAUUACAAAUAUACAAAAUAAACCCGAAAAUAAUAAACUUUUUACGUGAUAUUAUGUCCAGAUGGAAAACCACACUUUACCUGACCGCGAAUCGAACUAACAUCACAACUAGAGAAAUAAUCAUUAGAAAGGGGAUCUAUCAAGGCGAUUCCUUGAGUCCUCUGUGGUUUUGCCUAGCCUUAAACCCCCUGUCAUAUUUGCUGCGUGGUUGUCGGGCCGGAUAUUGCCUCAAAUACGAUAAACAAGAUACAAUAGUCUCUCAUCUCAUAUAUAUGGAUGAUAUUAAGUUAUAUGGAAAAACAGAAAUGGAAAUGCAAAAAUUAAUAGAUACUACAGCACAAUUUAGCAAAGAUAUUAAUAUGGAAUUUGGUUUGGAUAAAUGUAGAACACUUCACAUUAAACGAGGCAAGAUACGGCCAGGCCAUUAUGUAGUUAAUGAUACCGAUAUAAUUACAGCCAUGGAACCCACCGAUUUGUAUAAAUACUUAGGAUAUAAACAACUUAAAGGAUUAGAUCACACAGAAAUCAAAAACACUUUAACAAUAGAAUUUAAAAAACGAGUUAAUGCUCUUUGUAAAACUAAACUAACAGGCAAACAUCUAAUUAAGUCUAUAAAUACAUACGCUAUCCCAAUUCUUACAUACUCAUUUGGUAUAAUAAAAUGGACAAAAACAGACAUAGAACAAAUAGAGCGCACGAUACGCACCACACUCACUAAACACAAUAAUCUACACCCAAAAUCUGCAAUAGAAAGACUUACUAUCAAAAGAGAAUAUGGAGGAAGGGGCCUUAUUGAUUUGAAUCAUCUCUGUCAAAAACAAGUCGGCAAUUUAAAAGCUUUUUUUCUCUUAAAAUCACAGACUAGCGAAAUACAUAAUGCCAUAGUUCAAAAUGAUUUUAACUAUACUCCACUAAACUUACACGAAGACAUAAGCUCUCUAAAUACCGAAAGUAACGAUCUUCAAACACAAAAACUAGAUAGCUGGAAACGAAAAGUAUUACACGGCCGCCAUCCUCACGAUCUAGAACAACCCCACAUAAACACCGCAGCCUCAAACAAAUGGCUUAAAAUAGGAAACCUAUUUCCAGAGACCGAAGGAUUUAUAAUAGCGAUACAGGAUCAAAUAGUCAACACUAAAAACUACAGAAAAUUCAUAAUCAAAGACGCCUCAAUACCAAACGAUAAAUGCCGCAAAUGCCACGUUCAACCAGAGACCAUCCAACACAUUACCGGGGCAUGUACAACACUUACACAAACAGAUUACACACAUAGACAUAACCAAGUAGUCAACAUAAUUCACCAAAAGUUAGCACUAAAACACAAACUCAUACAUAACACAAACACACCUUAUUACAAAUAUAAGCCACAAACAGUCUUAGAAAACGACACACAUAAGCUCUAUUUUGAUCGCGCAAUACUUACAGACAGAACCAUCCACUACAAUAGACCGGAUAUAACGCUCCAAGAUAAAUUAAAUAAAAUAACCUAUCUGAUAGAUAUUGCUGUUCCCAACACUCAUAACCUACAAAAAACAAUUUCUGAAAAAAUCAACAAAUAUACUGAACUAAAGGAAGAAGUAGCUAGAAUUUGGAACCAAAAUAAAGUAUACAUAAUCCCAAUAGCUCUUUCCACGACAGGUGUUAUCCCAAACCAUCUGUUACAUAGUCUUAAACUACUAGAAUUAAACGAAACUCUUUAUAUCACCUUACAAAAAGCCGCCAUUUUAAAUACAUGCCGAAUCGUAAGAAAGUUCUUGCAAAUUGACGAACACGAAAUCCCACACAACACAUAA
Melitaea cinxia (Glanville fritillary) is the source of this 4062-nucleotide messenger RNA. RefSeq lists its product as uncharacterized. NCBI's taxonomy places the organism in Eukaryota, Metazoa, Arthropoda, Insecta, Lepidoptera, Nymphalidae. Bases 169 to 4062 code for a protein of 1297 amino acids. The record is from RefSeq and is a predicted model, not a curated record. The transcript has a single exon.